Arabidopsis arenosa is the source of this 1597-nucleotide messenger RNA. NCBI's taxonomy places the organism in Eukaryota, Viridiplantae, Streptophyta, Magnoliopsida, Brassicales, Brassicaceae. The record is from the annotation of a GenBank genome assembly.
CGUCGAAGAAGAGGAUCGCUCGAAAUUAGGGUUUCUACUGAGAGAAGAUGCGAGAAAUCAUUAGCAUUCAUAUCGGACAAGCUGGGAUCCAGGUCGGGAAUUCGUGCUGGGAGCUUUACUGUCUCGAACAUGGAAUCCAGCCCGACGGAAUGAUGCCGAGUGAUACUACAGUUGGUGUUGCGCACGAUGCGUUCAACACUUUCUUUAGCGAGACUGGUGCAGGGAAGCAUGUUCCUAGGGCUGUCUUCGUUGAUCUUGAGCCUACUGUUAUCGACGAAGUUCGUACUGGUACUUACCGUCAGCUUUUCCAUCCAGAGCAGCUUAUCUCUGGUAAAGAAGAUGCUGCUAACAACUUCGCUAGAGGACAUUACACUGUUGGAAAGGAAAUUGUGGAUCUAUGCCUUGACCGUGUGAGGAAACUUGCCGACAACUGUACUGGCUUGCAAGGAUUUUUGGUGUUCAAUGCUGUUGGUGGUGGAACUGGUUCUGGGUUGGGUUCUCUGUUGUUAGAACGUUUGUCUGUAGAUUAUGGAAAGAAGUCUAAGCUUGGUUUCACCAUUUACCCUUCUCCUCAGGUUUCUACUGCUGUUGUAGAGCCUUACAACAGUGUUCUCUCAACGCAUUCCCUUCUUGAACACACCGAUGUAGCUGUCCUCUUGGAUAACGAAGCCAUCUAUGACAUUUGCCGCAGAUCCCUAGAUAUCGAGAGGCCAACCUACACAAAUUUGAACAGGUUGAUAUCACAGAUCAUUUCAUCCUUGACAACAUCAUUGAGGUUUGAUGGAGCCAUCAAUGUGGAUAUCACUGAGUUCCAGACCAACCUUGUCCCAUAUCCCCGUAUCCAUUUCAUGCUGUCAUCUUAUGCACCAGUCAUCUCAGCCGCAAAAGCUUACCAUGAACAGUUAUCAGUCCCUGAGAUCACCAAUGCCGUGUUUGAGCCUGCUAGCAUGAUGGCAAAGUGUGACCCGAGGCACGGAAAGUACAUGGCAUGUUGUUUGAUGUACCGUGGAGAUGUCGUUCCCAAAGAUGUUAAUGCUGCUGUUGGCACCAUCAAGACAAAGAGGACUGUUCAGUUUGUUGACUGGUGCCCAACUGGGUUCAAAUGUGGAAUCAACUACCAACCUCCAACAGUUGUUCCAGGUGGUGACCUCGCUAAAGUUCAGAGAGCUGUGUGCAUGAUCAGUAACAACACAGCAGUUGCAGAGGUGUUCUCACGGAUCGACCACAAGUUUGAUCUUAUGUAUGCGAAGAGGGCAUUUGUGCACUGGUAUGUUGGUGAGGGAAUGGAGGAGGGUGAAUUCUCUGAGGCACGUGAAGACUUGGCCGCACUGGAGAAAGAUUACGAAGAAGUGGGUGCUGAAGGUGGUGACGAUGAAGAAGAUGAAGGUGAAGACUAUUGACACCUUUUCUCAAGCAAUGAGCAACCAAAAAGUUUUUUCGUUUAUCUGUUUUCAUUUUAUGAUUCUUGUUGAUUACAUGUUUGUUUUAAUCCUGUACAAUAUCCAUUGGACUUCUUCCGCCUUCGUGUUUUAUCUCGGUUAGAUACAUUUUCAUUGGUAGAGCAACCACUGGGGAAGAUCCCGAGUUCAUUAUCAAG